Messenger RNA from Nerophis lumbriciformis (worm pipefish), 1119 nucleotides. The record is from RefSeq and is a predicted model, not a curated record. NCBI's taxonomy places the organism in Eukaryota, Metazoa, Chordata, Actinopteri, Syngnathiformes, Syngnathidae.
UCGCCCUGCGUGAGUAACAGGUUGACGUUAAUUAGCUGCUUGAGCCAACAUGUCGGACAGUUUCCCCAAGAAGUCUGCUUAGGUUCCAGCGAGUUGGUCGCCUAUUUCUCUGUCUUUUACUUUAAAGCGCCGAUUUUUGUUUUAUUGUCCUUCUCUUGUGCUUUACAGCUGGAACAUGUCCCCGCAGACCCAGAAUGCUGCUGCCAGACUGGCCCAGAUCCCCAUGGUCCACUCGGCUUGGUCCAGCCUCUCAGGCUUGUACGGGGGGGCCAAAAGCCGCAACCCCGGCCUGAAGUGUGUGUGUGAGGGCCUGGAGAGCAGAGUGACGCUGCUGGGCCUGCUGGCUUGUCGCAAAGUGGCCCCUGUCAUCACUCAACUGCAGCCACAAAUUUCCUUCGCCAACGAUGUUGCGUGCAAAAGUCUGGACUGGUUGGAGGUGACCUUCCCCGUGUUGCACGCACCCACCCACCAGGUCAUGGCGGGCGUGAGAAGUAAAGUGCUGGAGGUCCAGGAUGCCGUGAGCAGCGUUGCCAUGGGAACCGUGCAGCGCGUCAUGGCCAUGUUGCAGCAGGCGGACCACCACCAGUCCCUGGUCAUGUUGCAGCAGGCGGACCACCAGUCCCUGGUCAGCGUGGACUCUGAAGCUGUGGUGGAGCACACCAGAAGAAGACCUCCUCCAGAAGACACCAACGCUGACUGGCCAGUGGAGGAAGUCGAGACGGACACGAGAAGACUUGGGACUCUCUCCAUCACUCUGUGCAGGAGGGCCCGGGUCCAGUCUGCUCAGAUGAUGGAAGCCUGGUCCACGUCCACAUGUCAUCUCCGGGUGGUGCACACAAGCUGGCUGGUUGUUGCCUGGAGUCUGGAGCAGCUCCCCCAGUGGUUGCAGCAGCAGAUAGUGUCUGCCUUCUUGCUGCUCACACACAUGUACAACAGCCAGCAGCACAGCGUCUGCCUCUGUGACGCGCCGCCGCCACCGAGCGUGCUCAAGAAAAACUGGCGAGCGAAAAGACCUGCCACCAUCUCGGGGUUUGAGAGCGGACGCAUGGGCGAAGGAUGUGGACAGCGUUGAUGCGAGUCACAAGUAAUAAAUGUAUGAACACUUCAAAUAAAAGCACU